AUGCCAGUCUACAUGCUCUACGGCUUCCGAUGGCCCCGAGCUGGUUUUACCGGAAUCCGGGUCUACAUCGUCUUGCACAACCUAGAAGACGCUACGGCGGAAUACAUACAAAGACCGAUAACGAACAAGUCGCUGCUGGACUCAUUUAGGAAGACGGAGCCGGAUAUCAUGUCGAAUCUUCCCGAACUACGCUUCAUUGAACAGUAUGACCCCGAGGACGAAAGCGAUGAGGCAGUCAGCAAGCCUUAUGCUUAUGUUGCUGCGAAAACGAUCAGUAUACCCGAGGCAGGGUCUCCUAAUGCAGGGAGCUCCUGGAAUACCGAUAUAUUCCAGGAGAACCCGCUGGAUCCGGCUAGUUCAGAAGCGUUGGCCAAAUUCCGGGAUAAAUAUGCGGCUGGGGAGAGGAUUGGGUGGUGGAUUGUAUACAACGGGGAUCCAGAGCGGUAUUUUCCUCAUGACGAAGAUGAGGAUGGUAUGAUGGAGGAUGAUGGCUACGAUGACGAUGACGACGAGUAUGACCGUGAUGGGUCGUCUAGUAACACACCGUCGACGCCGACAAUACGGCUUCCCGAGACAUUAACGCGAUUCUUCAACAAAACGUUUUCGUGA
Messenger RNA from Aspergillus nidulans FGSC A4, 609 nucleotides. It is a transcript of the gene flbE, whose product is annotated as protein flbE. The transcript has 2 exons. The coding region runs from base 1 to 609 and encodes 202 amino acids. The record is from RefSeq and is a predicted model, not a curated record. Lineage: Eukaryota; Fungi; Ascomycota; Eurotiomycetes; Eurotiales; Aspergillaceae.